Molecule: messenger RNA, 826 nt
Organism: Drosophila rhopaloa
Lineage: Eukaryota; Metazoa; Arthropoda; Insecta; Diptera; Drosophilidae
Product: S-phase kinase-associated protein 1
Exons: 2
Coding region: 256-741 (161 amino acids)
Biological process (GO): SCF-dependent proteasomal ubiquitin-dependent protein catabolic process
Cellular component (GO): nucleus; cytoplasm
Molecular function (GO): cullin family protein binding
Source: RefSeq, a predicted model, not a curated record
CUUUUCUUCUGUCAAAAUCUGAAUUUUGAAGAAUUCGGGCAAAUUUGGCAAUUUGAUCAAAUUGUUUAUUCAGUUUGCGUGCUCAGACGGCCGCCGCACCAGUUCGGUUCAAGUUGAAGGCAAGGGAAUAUUAUUUUUAGCCAGUAGGCCACAGCUAAGAACACUUCUGGCCUGUCUACAAAUUUUCUAUUUGGCUGUGUCUGCAAAUAAAUCAAACACUUUCGUAUCAUAUCAAGAGAAGCAAAAGCAGGAAAAAUGCCCAUCAUUCGGCUGGAGUCUUCCGACAAGGAGAUAUUCGACACGGACCAGGAGAUAGCCAAGUGCUCGGAAACGAUUCGCACGGCUCUCGAGGAUCUGGGCGAUGAGAGCGACAACAGUGUGCUGCCCUUGCCGAAUGUCAACUCGCUGAUCCUGAAGAAGGUGCUCCACUGGGCCACCUACCACAAGGAUGAUACCAUGGUGACCGAGGAGGACGAGAACAAGGAGAAGCGCACGGAUGAUAUCUCUUCGUGGGACGCCGAUUUCCUCAAAGUGGACCAGGGCACCCUGUUCGAGCUGAUCCUGGCCGCCAACUACCUCAAUAUCCAGGGCCUCCUGGACGUCACCUGCAAGACGGUGGCCAACAUGAUCAAGGGCAAGUUGCCGCAGGAAAUCCGCGACACGUUCGCCAUCAACAACGACUUUUCGCCGCAGGAGGAGGAGCAGGUGCGCAAGGAGAACGAGUGGUGCGAGGAUAAAUAGCUGGAGAUGCCUCAUUAGCCCAUUGGAAGGAUUGUUAAAGUUCUUAUAUUAUCAAAAUAAAUCAUUGCAAAAGCAUUGCUUCUAA